Molecule: messenger RNA, 918 nt
Organism: Metopolophium dirhodum (rose-grain aphid)
Lineage: Eukaryota; Metazoa; Arthropoda; Insecta; Hemiptera; Aphididae
Exons: 2
Coding region: 1-918 (305 amino acids)
Source: RefSeq, a predicted model, not a curated record
AUGGACGAUUUCCUAAGUGGCGUGGAAACGAAGGAAGAAGCGAUAAAGUUACGUGACGAAGUAAUUUUAAUAAUGAAAAAAGCAGGCAUGACGUUAAAAAAGUGGUCAUCAAAUGAACCAAGUAUAGUUAGUUGUAUGUCAGAAAAAGAAAAUGCGAACGAGUGUAUUUUUGAAGAAGAAUCAAUAACGAAAAUACUCGGACUGUAUUGGAAUGCGGAUGGUGAUGUAUUACAAUACAAGGUAAAAGAAUAUCAUGACGAAAAUACUACAAUAAGUAAAAGACACAUUUUAGCCGAGACCGCGGCGAUAUUCGACCCGAUGGGACUGGUCGGUCCAAUUAUAGUACAAGCAAAAUUAAUAAUACAGAGCUUAUGGCAAAUUCGUAUUAGUUGGGACGAGCCAUUACCAGAUAACAUACGUAGAGAAUGGAUCAAAUAUAGAAAAGGUUUAUCGAUGUUAAACAAGCUGGCCAUACCACUACCAAUGAACAAGGAGAACACAGCCAAAUUAAUAUGUGCAAAAUCAAAAGUCGCCCCACUUAAAGUUAUAUCAUUGCCAAGGUUAGAACUAUGUGCAGCACUUUUAUUGGCGCAUUUAGUGAGCCGUAUUGUUCCGAAGUUAAAAUUAAAUAUCGCGAAAAAAUAUUUUUGGUCCGAUUCAAAAAUAGUACUAUCAUGGAUAGCGUCUCCAUCGACAAAAUGGAAGACAUUCGUGGCACACCGUAUCGGGGAGAUACAGGAUCUGUCCAACAUAACAGUUUGGGCAUAUGUUAAGUCAUCGGAAAACCCGGCUGAUAUAGUAUCACGCGGGUGCGACGCAGAGCAAAUAUCAAGUAUUAAUUUGUGGUGGAACGGACCGGAAUGGUUAAAAAAACAAUAUCGAGGAGUGGCCAAUAACAGAAAAAACCAGCCAAAAUGA